GAGUUCCAAAAUAUAAGAGUUUUUAAUACUAGGAUAGUAUCAAAAACGUUCUUAUAUUCUAGGACAGAAGAAGUAGUAAUCUAGACGCUUUUAUGUUUCUUUACAGACAGAGGAAGUAAUAUGAGUAGAUGCCCGGGUGCUUUGUGCUCUUUUCUGUAAACAAAGAGCGGCAACUACUACACUAAUUAAUAGUCUAGUACUAGUUGCACGAAGCUUCGGCCCCUUGAUGAUGUGGCCUGCAAACUUAACUACUCCAAGUGGGCAGUACGAGUUUAGUUAAGAUUAGCAGAUGCUCAUGAACACAAGUGGAAAGGAAGGCAAUAUACUACAACCAGACUGCCGUACGGCCGACGACUCGAUCCAUCAGCCUAAUUUGAACUCCAACUAGCUCAGCCAUGGGUCCAUCCAUGGCCGACAAGAGCGUGCACUGCCCGGCACCGAUCGGCCCCGGAUUGGCAUCAUCCUGGCCGGUCCGGUCGCAUCACUGCUCGACCACGACCGGGGGCUGGUGGAGUUCUCGUGCGUGUGUGGACGUUGGCAACCCACCCCAGCUGUGCAGUCAAACUUUCCGGCACACCACUCACACUUGGCCAAGAGAAAAGCUCCAUCCUCUUAUCACAUAUCCCCUCGCUCGUACCAUGAAACCCACACAAGAGUGCCUACUAGCUUGUCACGAUAUCGCAGUUCAUAGUACUACCAGCUCAUCUCCUCCAUCCACUUUGUGCCAAAAGAUUAUAUCAUCCUCUUCGUCACCAGAGACUACGGUCGGAUUCUUCUCUUUCGUAUGUCGCCAUGGCCCGGGCCUCGCCUCCUCCUCUUGGCCGCCGUUGUCGUCGUCGUUUCCACGAUCAUCCCGGCGCCGAUGCUCGCCGCGGCGGCAGACGUCGGCGGCUGCACGCCAGGGAAAUGCGGCAACCUGACAGUCUCCAUCCCGUUCGGGGUCGUCUCGGGCUCUGAGGAGAACCGGUGCGCCCAGAUGGGGUUCCAGGUCCACUGCAAGGACGACGUCCCCUACCUCGGGUACUACGAGCCCGAGUACGGGCUCCGGAUCCUCCACAUCUUCCUCCACAACGGCUCCCUGCUCGUCUCCGACGUCCACAAGCUCGGUGACUUCGAUCUCUCCGGCGACGGAACUCGUUGCCAUGUCCCGACGGCCAACACGGCCACUAAAGUCGGGCAUCCGUUCUCCAUCAGCCCCCUGAACCAGAACCUCGUCUUCUACAACUGUACCAAGCCGCUGGCGCCGAGGACAGCGCGCCGAGCGGGGCUGGUGGACACGGUGUGCCGGAACAACACGUUUGUCCGGACGGGAGGUCGGUACAACGAGUCCGGCGGGAUCGACGGCGGCUACGCUCUGGAGGGCUGCAGCGCCACCGCCGUGCCGGUGCUGGUGGCGUCCGGCGAGGUGAAUGCCAGCCACUACCAACAGCUCAUCAGCGAUGGAUUCCUCCUCACCUGGGAGCCGCCGAGUGCCGGCAACGGGAAAGGAAAAUCAACAAGAUGGGAGAUUAUAGUUGGACCAGUAUGCGGGGCUGUAUUCAUGUUCGCGGUGUGUUCCGGUUGUUUUGCCUGGUACAAACGCAAGAAGCGGAGACAAGCUGUAGCUUCAAAUGAGUUCAUGAGAAGUGGAUCAAUGACAUCAUACAGUAAAGACCUCGAGUUGGAUGGUUCUCCUCAUAUCUUCACUUUCGAGGAGCUUGAAGAAGCUACUGAUGGGUUUAGUGCUUCAAGGGAGCUUGGUGAUGGUGGUUUUGGAACUGUCUACAAAGGAAAACUCAAGGAUGGGAGAGUAGUUGCGGUGAAACGCCUAUACAAGAACAACUACAGACGGGUUGAGCAGUUCCUGAAUGAGGUUGACAUCUUGUCACGCCUGCUCCACCAGAACCUUGUGAUCUUAUAUGGUUGCACGUCUCGGAUGAGCCGUGACCUUCUCCUGGUGUACGAGUUCAUCGCAAAUGGGACGGUCGCAGACCAUCUUCACGGGUGCCGUGCGGCCGAACGAGGCCUCACAUGGCCUCUGAGGCUGAACAUCGCCAUAGAAACGGCUGAAGCACUGGCCUACCUCCAUGCCGUGGAGAUCAUACACCGAGACGUGAAGACAACCAACAUAUUGCUCGACAACAGCUUCCAUGUCAAAGUUGCAGACUUCGGGUUGUCACGCCUGUUCCCGCUUGAGGUCACCCAUGUGUCGACUGUUCCACAGGGCACACCGGGCUAUGUCGACCCGGUGUACCACCAGUGCUACAAGCUGACCGACAAGAGUGAUGUCUACAGCUUCGGCGUCGUGUUGGUGGAGCUGAUAUCAUCGAAACCUGCUGUGGACAUGAGCAGGAGCCACAGUGAGAUCAACCUGGCAAACAUGGCCCUCAACAGGAUUCAGAACCAUCUAGUUGUUCAGCUGGUUGAUCCGGAGCUCGGCUAUGACACCGACCUCGAAACGAAGAGGACGAUCGAUCGCGUCGCGGAGGUGGCCUUCCAGUGCUUGCAGCUGGAGAGGGAUCUGAGGCCGUCGAUCAAGGAGGUGGUGGAGAUCCUGACUUGCGUCAGGGACGGAGACUGUGGGGCUAAUAGCAUGAAGAAGAAGGCGUCUCAGAAAGAGGACGUGUGCUUGCUCAAGGAUGGCCUGCAGUUCUCGCCCGACACUGUUAUACAUAGAUUCCAUAGCCAGUCGACUAACCACUCGGUAGCAUCAAAUGCUAGUGGAUUAUCUAACAACAAAUGCUGAAAAGAAAGCUGCAUAGGCCCUUUUUGGCACUCUUUGACACUGACAAAACAAAAAAUAAUAUUAAAGCUCGGCAAAAUGGGGUAUUCGAUGUGCUGCAAUGUUUUGACUGCCGAGGUUGCAUACGACCUCGGAUGGAGAUGAUACAAAAAUCAAAAUUGUAUAUUUUUUCCCAUGAGCAGGGUUAACCAGGCAAACAGGAGGCUAGCAGGCA
Messenger RNA from Aegilops tauschii subsp. strangulata, 2936 nucleotides. RefSeq names its product LEAF RUST 10 DISEASE-RESISTANCE proteinUS RECEPTOR-LIKE PROTEIN KINASE-like 1.2. Gene Ontology annotation, molecular function: ATP binding; polysaccharide binding; protein kinase activity. Gene Ontology annotation, biological process: protein phosphorylation. NCBI's taxonomy places the organism in Eukaryota, Viridiplantae, Streptophyta, Magnoliopsida, Poales, Poaceae. The record is from RefSeq and is a predicted model, not a curated record.